Molecule: messenger RNA, 2412 nt
Organism: Eimeria tenella
Lineage: Eukaryota; Apicomplexa; Conoidasida; Eucoccidiorida; Eimeriidae
Exons: 1
Coding region: 1-2412 (803 amino acids)
Source: RefSeq, a predicted model, not a curated record
AUGACCGGCUGUUGCAGCUGUACAGACAGCGCGUGCAGCAGAGUUCUAUUCCAAGCCUUCCGCUUUCUACCGACGACAAGAGCCAAAAGCGGCAGCAGCAGCAGCAGCAGCAGCAGCAGCAGCAGCAGCAGCAAGAGCAGCAGCAGAAGCAGCGGAGCAGCGAAUCAGCAGAUCAUCAUUUCUCGUGCCUCAGAAGCUGGGGAGGGAGACACUGAAGCAGCAGCUGCAGCAGCAGCAACUGCAGCAGCAGCAGCAACGCGCCUUGCAGCAGCAGAGGAGAUUCUCAGUAUUGCCAUUAGAGAGCAAGAGCUGACUCUUUCGCUUAGCAGCAGCAGCAGCAGCAGUAGCAGCACGAAGCAACCUGUGCUGCACAUGUCUUUGGGAGGUGUCUGUACAGCUGCCUGCCACUCCCCCACAAAUCUGCUGCUGCAGCUGCCGCUGCUGUUGCAGCUGCUGCAGAGCCGGUACCAGGAGCUGCAUGCGUUGCUGCUUCUGCUGCUGCCCCCCAAGUGGGCAGCAACGAAGCCACCAGAGCUGCUGCUGCUGCUGCAGCAGCAGCUGCAGCAAGAAGCACAAGCAGCAGUUAGCAGCUCAAAGGAGAUAGUGCCUUCCUUUAGUUCUUGGGCUGCAGCACUGUACGGGGUAGUAAGGGAGGCCGCUUGGCAGCAGCAGCAGCUGCUGCUGCUGCAGCAGGACGAGGAACAGCAGCGGCAGCAGCAGCAGCAGCAGCAGAAGCAGCAGCAGCAGCAGCGCCGGGACAGCGCCUCACAGGUCAUCCGCCUCAGCGACGAGCUGGUGCUGCCGCUUUUUCCUGUUGCUUCUGAAGAGUGGAGCAGCAAAACUAAUGCUGCUGCUGCUGCUGCUGCUCCCGGUGAUGUCCCUGCUGCUGCUGCGCCAGUCCCUCCUUCCCUUACUGCCCGGCCCGCGCGACGAGAGCCUGCUGCUGCUGCUGCUGCUGCUGCGACACAGCCCCAGGCUGUUGCUGCUGCUCCUCGAGUGCCUGCAGCAAGGGCAGCAGGAGCAGCAGCAGCAGCCAGAGCAGCAACAGCAGCAGCAGCAAAGCCAGGAGCAACUGCAGCAGCACCAAAGCUCCAGCAGCCAGCAGCUACCCCGCUUAACAGCGCGCCUUACCCUGCGGCUCCCGCUGCUGCUGCAGUACCCCCUGGAGCUGCAGCAGCUGCAGCAGCAGCAGCGAGGGCAGCAGCUGGGGCACAGGCAGCAGCGCCAGCCCCAACAGCCCCUAGUGCUGCAGCAGCUCCUGCUGCAGCAGCUCCUGCUGCAGCAGCAACGAAGCCAUCAGCAGCACCUGUAGCAGCUUCUGCUGCACCAGCCAGUCGGGAACAAGCUGCUGCAGCAGCACCUGCAACGGCGGCCUCGCCUAUACCUGCGGCAGCGCCUGCGGGCUUGGGGCCUGCUGCUGCUGCUCCUGCUGCUGCUGCUGCUUCUGCUGCUGCUGAGACUGCUGCAGCACCACCUGCUGCACCACCUGCUGCUAAAUCCUCCCCGGAUUCGGCACGCCCACCUUCCGGCAUCAAGAAGCGUCAAGAUGCGAAUGAAGAGCACACUGCUGCUGCUCCUCCUGCUGCUGCGCCUGCUGCUGCUGCUGCUGCUGUUCCCAGAGCAGCAGCAGCAGCAGCAGCAGAAACCAAGCCAACCUCACCCCGGCUGGCUGCAGACGCAGCGCCAGCGCAGCAGGCAGCUGCCCCGCCAGUCCCCCCGCUGAAACCCUUGAGACCGACUGUUGCAGCAGCAGCACCAGCAGCAGCAGCCCGACCUGCAGCAGCAGAUGCAGCAGCAACAGAUGCAGCAGCAGCGGCAGCACCUCGCGCUGCGGCGUCACCGCUAGCAGAGACUCGAGCUGCGAAGUUUGGAGGGAUAUCUCAGCGGCUAGCUCCUGCUGCAGCGGCUGCUGCUGCAGCGCAGCAGCGGCAGCAGCAGCAGCCGCAACUGCAGCAGCCGCAGCAGCAGCAGCAGCAGCAGCAGCAAAAACCUCAACUACAGGGACAUCAAAUCCCACGUCUGCAAACUCAAGGUCUGCAGAACAGCGAGCGGAACUACGAUCAGCUCCCCUUGUUGCAACAGAGACAGCAAACGCAGCAGCCGCAACAGCAGCAGCAGCAACAGCAACAGCAGCAGCAGCAGCAGCAGCAGCAGCAGCAGCAGCAGCAGGUGCAGCCACCACCGACCCUGUUCCCACGUCGCGUGUCUGGCGUGUCUUCUCGAUCUGCGUUUCAUUUGGGGCCCCAGCCUACUGCGAAGGUAGGUACAAUGCAGCAGCAGCAGCAGCAGCAGCAGCAAGACUGUCAAACCCCAAGAACGCUGGAGAGGCAGCAGCAGCAAGCUGCAGCAGAACUGACUUCCAUGGGGUUAAAAAGGGUGAAAGGGACAGGCGCCUUUUUUCAGUUUUAUUAG